AGGCGCUAAGCAGGAUGGAAAGGGGUCGGUCAGGGACUAGAGUGUGACAGCUGUCUGGAGAAAGAGAGCUAAACGGAAGGGCGUGUGAUCCUGAAGGAAAGGGGGAGUAAAAAGAAAAGAAUUCUCGCCUUACAGGAUAGACCGUAAAGACCAUCUCGUCACAGAGAAACUAGAAGUUCAACCAGUAACUGACUCAAGGGCAUAAAAAAUGGCAGAACCCGAGCUCACCUUUUCUGCCUCUCAGUUUAUAGUUUUGUGAAAAUGUCAGAGAAGGAAGCCCUGAUGUCUGCACCAGCUCAGGUCUGCUGUUUGGACACCUCCUCAGAGAAGACCUCUCUGACACCUUAUCCAAGAUUCCUUAUAUUACAUGGCAGGAGGAGUGGGUAAACUUAGAGAUAGUAAAGACAACAACAAAUUAAUCAAGAGCUUUCUUCAUAUUGAAGAAUCUGUCCUCAGUAAGAUUCCAGAUGUCGGACAGGGUUAACUGGUUACAAAGCCAAAAUGGGGUAUGCAAAGUUGAUGUUUAUUCACCCGGAGACAGCCAGCCCCAAGACUGGAAAAUGGAAGCCUCAACCGAUCCUGUCAGAGUGCUCAGCUGGCUCCGCAGAGACCUGGAAAAAAGUACAGCAGGGUUCCAAGAUGUUAGUUUCAAGCCUGGAGAAUCAUCCUUUGGUGGGGAAAUGACCAACUCAGGAGGCCAAUGCAAGGGUUUCCUCGUGGACUACUACAAUACCCCCAACAAGGGCAGUCCAGGGAGAUUUCAUUUUGAGGUGACUCACAGAGAGAACCCUCUCCAGGAUGCCGGCGCCCAAGCUGGUAAUGAAAGAACAGUAGAUGAAGUUUCCUUCUAUGCUAACCGCCUCACAAACUUAGUCAUAGCCAUGGCCCGCAAGGAGAUCAAUGAAAGGAUUGAUGGCUCUGAAAACAAAUGUGUCCAUCAGUCAUUGUAUAUGGGGGAUGAACCCCCACCCAACAAAAGCCUGAGUAAAGUGGCAUCAGAGCUAGUGAAUGAGACUGUCGCUGAAUGUUCCAAGGAUACUACCUCAGAUAAAUUUCCUGGCCCUGGUGACAAAGUCUUAGGAUCAUUACAGAGUCCCUCAAAUUUGAAAUAUAAAACCACUUUGAAGAUCAAGGAAAACAAGGGUCCAGAUGACAAGCCUGCUUCUAAAAAGUCUUUCUUCUAUAAAGAAGUGUUUGAAUCUCAUAAUGCAGGUGAUGCUAAAGGGGGUAGAUGGUCCUUACCUGGGGAGAGAAAGUUAUUCAGUGGGCAAGAGAGGCCUGAUGACUUUACAGCUUCUCUUAGUCAAAAGAUCAUGACCUAUGCUAAUAGUGUGGUAUCUGAUAUGAUGGUCUCCAUCAUGAAGACUCUGAAAAUCCAAGUGAAGGACACAACCAUUGCCACCAUCCUGCUGAAGAAGGUACUGAUCAAGCAUGCAAAAGACGUGGUCUCAGAUCUCAUUGACUCCUUCAUGAAGAACCUCCACAAUGUCACAGGGACUCUCAUGACUGAUACAGACUUUGUGUCAGCUGUGAAAAGAAGUUUCUUCUCUCAUGGAAGCCAGAAGGCCACAGAUAUCAUGGAUGCUAUGCUGAAUAAGCUAUACUCUGUGGUGUUUGCCAAGAAACCUCCUGAGAAUAUCAGGAAAACCAAGGACAAGUCAGAGAGUUAUUCCCUUCUCUCCAUGAAAGGAAUGGGUGACCCUAAAAAACGAAAUGUAAAUUUUGCAACAAUGAAAUCUGAAGGUAAAUUGAGGGAAAAAAUAUGCUGUCCUCCACGUGAACCAGAGAAGACAUGUGUUGAAACUUUGGGUGAACACCUUAUCAAAGAAGGACUGAGCUUGUGGCAUAAAAGUCAGAAUAAAGAAGGAAUAUUUCCAGGUACCCAAUGUGUAACAUUUCCAGUUCCCAAUGACCAAUGUAGCCCUACACCAGAAUAUCCCUUUGGAUAUCCCCUGGACAUUGGUGACCUCAACCCUCCCAUGCAUCACGUAGAGAAUCCUGAGAAUUUUAUGUGUGAUUCAGACUCCUGGGCCAAGGACCUGCUUGUAUCUGCCUUACUUCUAAUUCAGUACCACCUGGCCCAAGGAGGAAGCAUGGAUGCACAGAGCUUCCUUGAUGCUGCUAGUACUACCAACUUUCCCACCAACAAGCCCCCUGUCAUUUCUGAUGAGACCAACCUUAAGUGUCCUUAUGGGGGACAUAACAAAGAAGAAGCAGAAAAGAAAGAUCUAAAGAGCAUUUUCUUCAACUUUAUCCGGAAUUUACUUACUGAGACCAUUUUCAAGAAUGACAGUAGCUGUGAACCCAAGGUGCCAGAACAACCAAUUAAGGAAGACUCCUUCAGAAGUUCUCCCAUAAAACCAAGUGAAGGUGAUGAGACUGAUGGUACCUUUCCUGGGCUGAGCAUGAUAGUUGCUGACCAGCUAGAUGGCCACAUGAAUGGGGAGAUGGUAGAACAUCUGAUGGACUCAGUGAUGAAGCUUUGUCUCAUUAUUGCCAAGUCCUGUGACCCUCCCUUUGCAAAACUGGGAGAUGAUAAGUCUGGUGAUACUACCAGGCCAACUUCAAACUUUCCUGAUAGUUUAUAUGAGUGUUUACCAGUCAAGGGCACAGGGACAGCAGAGGCUGUCUUACAGAAUGCCUAUCAAGCUAUCCAUAAUGAAUUGAGAGGUGUAUCAGGACAGCUCCCUGAAGGGUGUGCAGCACCCAAAGUGGUUGUCAGCAAUCAUAACCUAAUUGAUAGUGUUCAGAACAAGCAACUCCAAGCCGUACUUCAAUGGGUAGCCGCCUCUGAGCUCAAUGUCCCUAUUUUGUACUUUGCUGGUGAUGAUGAAGGAAUCCAAGAAAAGCUACUUCAGCUCUCAGCUGCCGCGGUGGAAAAAGGACGCAGCGUAGGUGAGGUUCUGCAGUCUGUGCUGCGCUAUGAGAAGGAGCGACAGCUGGACGAGGCAGUGGGGAAUGUCACACGGCUGCAGCUGCUGGACUGGUUGAUGGAGAACUUGUGAUGGGCACCCACCCACUGCUUUCCCCUCUUGCAGCAGUCAGCUCAGCCCUUUUCCCUUCCCUUCUUUCUCACUUCCACAGCUUCUCUCUUUAUAUCCUCAUCCCACUCACAUCAAAGACAUGUCAUCUUAUGCUAGUCACUGGAUUUUGCAGAUUUUCCUGUCCAUGCGAGCAAGGACAUAAAAUAAAAAAAAUUACAAUUAAAGUGCUCCAAGUGUAUGGUUUCUGUGGGAUCCAAUGGGGCGAUAAGGUAAAGAAAUUUCAGGGAUGAAAAAAUAAUCAGAUGGAUAGCAGAAGAAAAUAAUGCUGAACUGAGAGCUCCUGACAAAGGUCCUUAAACCUGUGUCACAACUUGCAGCCCCCCUGCCUUCAAGCGUCCCCUAAAAAUAAGAAGCCACAAUUUAUCAACUCAUUCAGCCUUUUAAAACCAUGCAAAUUGGGAAAUAUUUUCUAAUAUUCAACCCAAAUCAUUCUGAUUAUGGUAUCAAGGAUUUGGCUUCAAGAACAAAAUGACUGUCUGCCUCAACUUUGUCCAUGGUUGAAGAUAGCUGAUGUCAAGAGGUCCAGAAGACCUGAAUUUUAUUUCCAGUUCUGUACCUUUCUGGUUAUAGGACAUGGAACAAGUUACUAUUAUGAUACUGCUCUGACUUAAUGUCCAUAUCACCCCAUUUAAGAAGCAUUUUCUGUUCUUACUCUGACCUUUCUGUGGAAUUUUAUAUUCUUGAUCCUUCCUUCUGUAAACUUUCUUUUCUAGUUUCUAAUAUCCUAUUUUUUCUAUGUCUCUUUGGGACUCUACUAAACUCUGUCAACCCUUACAUAUUUAUCUUUUAUAGGACUGACUCUUGACCCUCUGCUAUUCUCACUCUAUAUUAUCUUCCCUGGGUGAUUUCAUCCAAACCCAUAGCUUCAGUUAUCUGAUGUCUCUCUUUAUAGAAUAGUACAAAGUGAUUAAAAUGAUGUUACAAUCUUUAGCUUCUUGUAAAAUUUUACCUGCACUAUAAUUACAACCCUACAGAGAUUAUUUAUUCAUUAGAUGAGGACUAGAAAGGCAAAAUAAAUGGACUUACUUAGACUUUGCAAUUGGUGGAUGAACAAACACCUCCUGCUAUUGUGAUCCUAGAGAAGCAUCAGAUGGGGUGCUACCACCACCACAACCUUCUUAAUGUGGCCUUGUGACCCAGUCUGGCCAAUCAGAGGAUCCCAGUGUCUCAGACAUAGUGACUGGCUUAAGUCCAAUCAUUUCUAAGACCUCCCUGCCCACAAGGAAGACUGCAUAUUUUGACUGGAUAAUAGUGGUCCAAGACAAACUUCUGAGCAGAGCUUGACUUCAGAAAGAAAUUAACCAUAAAAAGAAGCAAGGCUAAGAUGGAGAGGGAGUUUGAGCCCUGUGACCUUGUUUGAAUCCCUAGAUCCUGCUGUGCCUGAAGCUAUACUUACCCUUUCUGAUUCCCCAAUUACAUAAACCGAUAAAUGUCCUUUAUUGUUCAAUUUUGAGUUUACCUUCUGUCAUUAUCAAAUAAGAAUCCUGUCUUGGGCAAAAAUAAAAAUUUAGAGUUUUAUUAGUGAUGAUAUAACUGACUAUUUAAUGCUCCCUGCCCUGCCCGAUAUACACACUGUUUUAUCUUGUUGAGGGCAUAAGAAAGGAAUGUAGAUGCAAGGACAUCCUCUUCCAUCACAUCAGAAACCAUGCCAACUGGCCAUGUGACUAGAGUUGUGGUUUUGUUGUUGUUGAUUUUUAAACAAACGUUUAUGAAUUAAAAACGGCAAUCUGAAGUAUUGUACAAUAUAAGUGUGGUCUCUAAUACAAAGCAUUGGUGAAAAGGAACAGGACACA
This is a messenger RNA of Phyllostomus discolor (pale spear-nosed bat), 4837 nucleotides long. RefSeq names its product A-kinase anchoring protein 3 (gene AKAP3). Gene Ontology annotation, cellular component: cytoplasm; sperm principal piece. Bases 468 to 3005 code for a protein of 845 amino acids. NCBI's taxonomy places the organism in Eukaryota, Metazoa, Chordata, Mammalia, Chiroptera, Phyllostomidae. The transcript has 6 exons. Gene Ontology annotation, biological process: intracellular protein localization. The record is from RefSeq and is a predicted model, not a curated record. Gene Ontology annotation, molecular function: protein kinase A binding.